Molecule: messenger RNA, 3375 nt
Organism: Pungitius pungitius (ninespine stickleback)
Lineage: Eukaryota; Metazoa; Chordata; Actinopteri; Perciformes; Gasterosteidae
Exons: 8
Coding region: 198-3026 (942 amino acids)
Molecular function (GO): GTP binding
Source: RefSeq, a predicted model, not a curated record
UCUGAGUGCGUUCCUGUGGUGAGACAGGUUCCUCCCCAACACGGCAAGUUUCACCUGCGUAGGCAGCUGUUAGUCGUCGACAGGUUCGCUUCAGGUUGAGCUCUCUGGAGGAGGGAAAUAAUUCAGCGAAAAGCGAAUAAAGCGCACGCAGAGACGACGUCUCAUGAACACAACUUUCAAAUCCCAACACUCUCACCAUGAGUGAACUCUUGAAAGGGAGGAACUACGGGUCCUCGUCCCCAGACCUGAGACUUGUCCUCCUGGGGAACAUCGGGUGUGGGAAGACGUCCUCGGCCGACACCAUCCUGGGCCAGCUGUCCCCGGCCUCCUGGGACACCUCCAGGAGCUGCCAGCUGCGAGCGGGCAUCGCCGAGGGACGCAGCGUGACGGUGGUGGAGGCGCCGAGGUGGUACUGGAGCGGCGGCAAGAUGGAGGAGGGCGUGCGGAAGGAGACGCAGCGAGCGAUGACGCUGCUUGCCCCGGGCCCGCAUGCCAUUCUUCUGCUGGUGCCUGUUAACCAAUUCACAGAGAUGGACGGUCUUGUUCCUGCAGAGCUGGAGGAUGUGUUCGGGAAGGAUGCCCUGUCUCACACCAUAGUCCUGUUGACCUGUGGCGACUACUUGAUGGGAAAAUCAGUGGAGGAAUACCUGCAGAAAGAACACCUGGGCGUGGGGAAGAUGAUUGAGCGCUGCGAUGGGAGGUACCAUGUCUUCAACAAUCGCCAGAGACAAAUGAGGGAGCAGGUCUGCGAGCUCCUCGGGAAGGUGGACGAUAUGGUGUCGGCAAAUGGUGUUUUCUAUAUGAAAACAGUCCAGGAGAGAGAGCUGGAACAACGGGUGAAAGACAGAAAGCGAGAACUUCUGGAAAGUUACAGAGUUCAAAAGGAGGAGAGAAAAGAGGCUGUCGCUUCAACGCAUAUCCCAAAAGCAGAAACACGGAGGAGCGGGGAGGACCGCACCGACUCCGACAGGUGGAGGACAGACCAGAGGGGAGAGAUGGAGCAAAGUGUGGCCGUGAGCCAAAGAUCUAACGGGCUCCAUUCAACUCCAGCGCCGCAGCAGCGGUCCUCUUCAGAGCCGCACAGCGACGGGCAGCCCAUCACUACGCCCAGUUUCAGCCUAAACAACGAUGGUGCUAUACUCUCUCAAAAGUCGACUCCUAAACUGGUCUCAACUUUUCGCCACAGGAUAAACAGCCCUGAAGAGAGGUCUCCCGAGGCGUCUCCUACCUCCUCUCCUCAUUCGCUCUUCACCUCCUCUCCAGUCUCGUUCCCCUCACCCGCCCCGGCUUCGCCACCCGGCGCCCCGUCCUCGCCCUCAUCCCCCGCGGAGCUGCGUCUGGUGCUGAUCGGGCGAUCGGGUGCCGGGAAAAGUGCAGCUGGCAACAACAUACUGGGGCGGAAGGCGUUCGAGUCCUGCCCCGAGAGCCUCAGAGCCGUCACUCAGGCGUGCGAGAAAAAGAAAGCGCUGGUCGAGGGCAGACGGGUGGCGGUGGUGGAUACCCCGGACUGGUUCAAUUCAGAGCAAACUCCAGAAGAGGUGCGAGCCCAGAUCUCGUCCUGUGUGGCCUUGUCCAGCCCCGGUCCACACGCGUUCCUGAUGUGCGUCCCCUUGGACCAGCCUGCAAAGACCGAGCUGGCGGCUCUCGAGGCCCUCGAGGCCGUCUUCGGCCCCGAUGCCGUCCAGAGGCACGCGCUCCCGCUCUUCACUUACGCAGAUAAACUGAGGCAGAGCGGGAAGGCGGGGGAAGGCGGCGUGGAGGCGUACAUCGCUGCUCAGCGGGGGGAUUUGUUAAAGAUUGUGGAGAAAUGCAGAGACAGGUUCCACGUGAUGGAGCACGGAGGGGGCGGGGGGGACGCAACGAAUGUGGAAGAGCUGCUGGAGAAAGUUGAGCAGAUGGUGAAUGAAGCUGGAGGAGUGUGCUACUCCAACCCUGCUUUUCAUGAGGCGGAGAACAUAGUGAGGCAGAGACAGCUAGAGAUAGCAAGGGAGAGACGGAGUGGGAGACCAGAGCAAGACCGCCAUUAUCCCUUCAUGGAGCCAGUGGCUGAGCAAGAAGAGGAAGUGAGAGAGGAGGAGAUUGAGCAAACGAGGGACGAGGCGGAAAUGAGUGUGAGGACGAUGAAUAUCGAGAACCUUCCUCCCAUCACGCGUUCCACCAUGUCCCCCUCACUUCUGCGCUCCGUGAUGGAGAAAAUGCAGACAACCGCAAAGCUGCUACCCAAGCUGUUGGAGGAUGGCUCCGGGUGGGCCGGCGAGGGAGCAAAGAAGGUGACGGGUAGUGAGGUGUGGGGGAAAGUCGGCAGCGGAGCGCAAAGCGUCCACCAGCAGCUGCUGGACAGCUCGGUUUGGGGGAAAGUGGGAGCCGGGGCCGGACAUGUGUCCAAACUAGUAGGCGCUAGAGUUCCCAAGGUAGUGGUGGACAGCUCCGCUUGGGUGGGUUCUGGGGCAAAGUCGGUAGCAGCCAGCCCGGUGUGGGGUAAGGUCGGAUCGGGGGCCACGGCGGUGGCGGACAGGUCCAUGCGCGUCGGAGCCGGGAUCGGAGCCGGGGCGAAGAAUUUGACUCACAGUCCCGUGUGGGGAAAAGUGGGCUCCCAGGCCAGAACUGGAGCGAAACUGAUGGCCGAAGGCUCCGUGCGAGUUGGGGCCGGGAUCGGCGCCGGGGCAAAGAAGGUGGCGCAGAGUCCAGUGUGGGGGAAAGUGGGCUCCGGGGCCAAAGCAGGGGCCAGAAUGGUGGCGGAGAGCCCCGCGUGGGAGAAAAUGGUGACUACUGCUAAACAGGUGCCAAUGAUAGUCCUAGGGGGCGCACUGCUGGGUCUGGUGCUCGGCGUGGUGCUGGCAGGCGUGAUCGGCGGAGCUGUCGGGGCGGCUGCCGGGUCUGCGCUUACCGAAGUGGGCAGACGGAAAUUCAGAAAGGGAAGCACGAUAGACAAGACGGAUGAAGCAGCAAGAAAUGCGCAGAGAGCAGCAAACGACAGCAUCGACUCGCUGUUAAAAAAAGGAGAAAAGGUGCUGAAGACUGAAUGAAUGGCUGAAUAGAUCAUGUAUUGGCUCAAUCACAUUCGUUAACAUAAAGGAUGAGAUCUGUCUUAUAUAUUAGAUAUUGUCAAAUCUGUGAUGAAAUGCAAUUAUUUUGAACCUAAAAUUUGGCACAUUCAUUGAUCCGUCAUUUAAAAAGUUGUACUGGACAUACACACUACAUCAGUCGCAGCUCCUACAACACUGUGCUUCUUGUACUUUACAAAAAAGAUUAUAAAAUGACUUAAACAUAAUACAAAUGAACUUAAAAAAAUAAAUAAGUGUCAUUGUGUUUUUCUUGCAUUAACUAAACCUCUACUUUUAAAUCGCUGCACCUCACUCUUGGAACCCUCAAGCU